AUGGAGCGCCCCAGACCGUCUACAUAUACUGUGCCUACGAGUGAAGAGGAGGACGUUUCCCUUUUUAUCUCGGAAGCGAGCUGCGAAGCUGAAGGCCUUCACCUCGUGACAUGGAGCUCGGCAUUCCUCCUCUCCAAGGAGCUGCAUAAGCUGCAGAUCGACCGGACACAACUCAAAGAUCCCGUCACCGGAUACUCAAUCCUUGAGCUUGGUGCAGGCACUGGACUUACUGGUGUCGCCGCCGCGGCAGUCUGGGGUGGUAGUGCCCUGCUGACAGACUUGCCCACCAUCGUCCCGGGCGUGCAAGUGAACGCUGACCUCAACAAGGACGCUGUAACGGCCAACGGCGGCAGAGUCGCAUGUGGAACGCUUGACUGGAACAGCCCGGAUAGGAUAUAUAUACAUACGCCGUCUGACAAGGAUGAGUCGCCGACAAUCGAGGUCAACGACGAGACUGCAUUUCCCGUCAUUAUCACAGCGGAUACCAUGUACACGGAGGACCACCCUCGUCUGGUGAGCCAGACAAUUCUGAAGUGUCUACGGAGGACCAAAGAUGCCCGUGCGGUGGUCAUGUAUGCAAUGAGGAUUGCAUAUAUCGACCACAUCAGGGAAUUCUGGGAGCUGAUGGAGGAGGGAGGCCUGGUUGCCGUGCAAGAGGGCCGGGCAGAAAUCGACCUCAAGGACUGGGACGACGAAAAGCUUCACGAGUGCUGGCCAUUCGAAGUCCGAGUGUCGUCGGUGCGGAGGAAUGCGGAGCGGCCUCAUGCCCCGAACUCGGCGGGAUCGUCGACCCCGAACCGGGCGGAAGAGGACUUAGCCGGAUCCGAGACGCAUUCGCUUGGCCAAAUCACAGCAAUCUCCGGCCUAUGGGCUCUAUACAAACCGCCAUCCUACUACGACCCUCCGACAGAAUGGCGCCGCAGCGGCGAAAGCGGUGGCCCAGUGUGGAUCAACCUGAUCCAUGAGAUCGAUAUCUUACACUACCUCCUAGACAGCCGCAUCAUCCGCGUCGCUGCCUUUGAGACGCCCAAGCGCCGCGGCCACGAUGCUGAGGAGGGAGGGGCGAUACUGCUGCGCUUUGAAAACGGGGUGGUCGGGACCUUCCUACUCAGCGAUACUAUUGUGAGCCCGCAUGCGUUCGAGAUGGGCACUGGGGAGAACCCGGUCAUUCCCAGGACUGGGAGGGACGUCUACCGGGUUUUCGGCACGGAUGGCACGUUGAGCGUGCCUGACCUGAGGCGGAGCUUUUAUAACUCGGACAGUGGCGUGGAGAAGUCCUGGAACAACGAGCUCAGCGAGGUCACGGAGACCCUGCAAGGCUGGCUGAGCGAGGAGGAGUGGGCCAAGGCGCCGUUUGAGUUGCAGGUCGCGCACUUUGUCCGGGCUGCGCCUCCCUCUGAGCCCAUGACCUCCUGA
Messenger RNA from Diaporthe citri, 1416 nucleotides. RefSeq lists its product as uncharacterized. NCBI's taxonomy places the organism in Eukaryota, Fungi, Ascomycota, Sordariomycetes, Diaporthales, Diaporthaceae. The record is from RefSeq and is a predicted model, not a curated record. The coding region runs from base 1 to 1416 and encodes 471 amino acids. The transcript has 4 exons.